Molecule: messenger RNA, 2430 nt
Organism: Colius striatus (speckled mousebird)
Lineage: Eukaryota; Metazoa; Chordata; Aves; Coliiformes; Coliidae
Gene: IGSF22
Product: immunoglobulin superfamily member 22
Molecular function (GO): protein binding
Source: RefSeq, a predicted model, not a curated record
AUGCACACCAAGCUGACAGAAGAAUUUGUUUCUAGGAAGUCUUCUGUCUUACUGGAGGCCUCUAGCAUGGUGAUGUGUUCCAUUGAGAUCCUUGCUGGAGAAAGCACUGAAUUUGUGGAAAAGCCUUGUCUACUGACAACACCUGAGGAAUUCCUGACAGAACUGAAACCAUUGAAGGUGACUGAAAGAGAGACAUCAGUGUUUGAAACCCGCCUGCCAAAGAAACUGCAAAACUUCACCUAGAAGUUCAAUGGGAAAGAGAAGUUCAACGGGGGUGAUGAGUAUGAAUUUAUUGCAUCUGGUGAUGGAUUGGCCCACACUAUGAAAACUAAGGGUCUUCAGUCCAGUAACUUUAAAGAACUCAGUACUCCAAACACCAGAGUGAAAAAGUAGAGAAAAGCCUGCCUGCAGUGUGUGCUGACUUCUGAAGACGUCACCUUGAAGGGGAUAAAGAAUGGAGGAGUGAUUGAGAGGUCUCCUAAGUACAUCAUGAAACAGAAGAGAGCAGAGUUUAUUGUUAAUGCUGCUGAGUUAAGUGACUGAGGAGAUUGCACAGCAAUUGCAGGAUGCCAGAAGGGAGUGGCUUCCCAGUGGCAUCCCCAACACUGGGCUUUCCAGGUGUGCAGCCUGGUGAGGAUUCUGUGGCUGCCAGUGAGCAAGGAAGCCCUGGCUGCUGGAGAAUGGAUACCAGGCCUGGUACAUGAGUGCCCUCUAUGGGCCAUUGCCAGGAUAUCCUCAAGAGACAUUUGCAACCAUGAAGGGUAUGUGUGUGAUGUUCAUGCUCUAACUAAAGAUCCUGCCAAGCUCUGUGUUGUCCUGAGUGAUGCAAAGGUGGAAGGAAUGUAGCUUAGGGACAGUAAGCAUAUUACAGACGUGAGGAGUAUCUGGAUAGUGAGGCAGGAUGCCAUCCACAAACUCAUGACUAACAGAAUGGGAGAGGAGAGUGAAGGGAAGAAAAGUUAUCAACACAGAAAAGAUGUCAAGCUGUAUUUGCAGCUGCAGCUUUCAAAUAUCUUCUUUGCAAAUUCUCUUGUUAUUGAACAAUCUAUCCUUGAGCUUUUUGCUGCACAUAGCACUACUAUGAAAACUAAGAAAACAGCAAGCAUCAAGGAGCCUUUCAAGGCAAAAUGGAAAGCACUCAAAGGCAAUGGAAGAAAGCAGGUGACUCACUUGAUCAUUGAGAGAAUGGUUGAAGAAAAAAAUCCAUGGAUCAAAGCAGGGAGAGUGGAGAGCAACUACACCACGUUUGCUAUGGAGAAAGUGGAGGAAGGGAAAGCCUAUUAAUUCAGAAUCUGUGCCAUCAACUCUGAGGACCUCAUCAAGCCCCUGAAAACAGAAGAAAUUUUUUUUUCUGAGGAGCCUCUGAGACAGGUAUGUCAGCCUCAAGUUGCAGAUGUCAGGAAAGAAGUUGUCACCAUCACCUGGAACUCCCCAGUGCAGGGUCACAUCCUAGAAAAAAGGAAAAGGGGUAGCAAUCUCUGUGUUCUUGUCACCAAGGAGCCAGCCCAAGGUACUGGAUUCAAAGUGGAUGGUUUUCCAGAGGAUACAGAUGAGUUCCAUGUGAUAGCUGUCAAUUGUGUAGGCCCUGGUCUUCUCAGCCUGCCCUCCUUCCUCAUUGCAAAGGAGCCUAUCAGAUCCAUGCUAGAGGUGUGAGCUGAGGACACCAAGAAAUUAACAAAAUGCACAAAGAUUCCUGUCUCUAAUACCACUUCAUCUGUAGGAGGUUUGCAGGAGAGCAAAUACUACAUCUGAAUGCGAGUUGUGAAUGAAGCUGGUAUGGGAGAAGCAGUGGAGAUACAAAAAAUUCUAGUAAAGCCACCUUCAGGCGCUCAGUUUGACUGGAAUGAAGAGUCAGGCACCAGCAUGCAGAGCAGGACCACCUAGAGUAGGUCACACAGGAACUCGUCCAGGUGGGUUGCAGAUUUCCCCUGACCACCUGCUAAUCUGGUUGAAGGUCCUAACACUGUGAGCCUAAAUCAUAGCUCAGCUGUAGAAGACGACUAUGAUUAUGAUGUCCUGAAAUAGGUCAGUACCACUGUGUGGUUCACAGCUGCAGAGGAGGUCUACAGCAAUAACUACACUAUCAUAGGCCUGCCCCCACGGAGGAAAUACUUCUGAGUAAUUGCCUGCAAUGACGCUGAGGACCCCAACCCUCUGCAAGUCACAAGGUUUGUUUGCACAAACCUGAGAGAUGGUACAAAAACUCUGAAGAAUAAGGAGAUAAGCUGUUUUCUGAAAAUGAGGUCUCAUAAGAGAAUUUUGCCAUAUAGUGCAGGGAUUUACCUGGUGAGACUUCAUGCCAAUGCAAAAGGAGGAACCACAAGCAUGAGCCAUGGCAAGGACUAUGCCAUGAGCUGUGCUUUCAUCAGCAACCACCACCCAACAGUGACCCUGUACAAGAGUAAUAUUUGCAUCACAUCUAAGUCUUAA